Molecule: messenger RNA, 1759 nt
Organism: Lytechinus variegatus (green sea urchin)
Lineage: Eukaryota; Metazoa; Echinodermata; Echinoidea; Temnopleuroida; Toxopneustidae
Product: golgin subfamily A member 4-like
Exons: 9
Coding region: 378-1412 (344 amino acids)
Source: RefSeq, a predicted model, not a curated record
UUAUCGAAGCCGUAGUAGCGGAUCAUCCGAAAAACUUUUGUCCAGUUUCAACAUCAUUUCCCAUUCGUUGAAAGAUAUUGAACAUACACUCGUGUUUACAGGACUAGGACUUAUUCUACUGCCCAAGUGAGCUUUAAUCACCAUGUUGCUGUGGAAUAGAUUGGAGAGGAGUAUUGAUAUUGAUGACGCUUUAUUUGCGAGUCAGGCGAUGGGUAUUUUUCACUUUGUAUCGAUGAUGGGAUGAGUUUUUGACAUAGUUCUUCUCUGAAGCAUUGAACCAAAAUGCCAACUGGUGAACAAGGAAUAUGUUUGAUGGACCUUUGAUUGCAAUUCAUCAAGUGAUUUUCAGCAAGUGUUAAUCCAACAGGAUAUUCAAGAUGAGUUCACACCACUCAAGAACGUUGGGGAAUGUAAAGGUUAACAAGGGAAUCAUGUUUCCCCCAUUGACUCAGGCCAUAAACCAAACAAACCGCUCGUACUUCCAAGAGCAUAACCUUAUGAUCCAUGGAGAUGGGGUCAAGGGUGCCCCACCCAUGUCACCUCGAGGUCUGGAAGAGGAACUACGUACUCGUAAAGGCUCAUCAACAAGACCAAUGACUUCAGCAAGAAUAGAACAAAUGAAUGCGCGGGCUGCAGAAGAACUAAAGGAGUUGCAGGGCAAAGAGAAACAAUAUCAUAAAAAGAUCAGCAAUCUUCAAAAGGCCGUUGAACAGCUUCGUCUGGAAGUCAACAUGAAGGAAGAAAAUCUAUUGAAAACAAACCUCAAACUACAGCAAAUCGAGGAGCAUUUUCGGUUAUUGUACGAGGAAGAGAAAUCGUCUCAUGAGGUCACACGUCAGGAAGUGACUGAAGCAAGAGAGGAACUGAGAGAGAAAGAAAACUUUGUUGAGGCUUUAAAACAGAGACAUGAACAACAUACAAAAGAACUCAAAGAACAUCUUGACGCUCAGAUCACAGAACUCAAGACCAAGUACGAUACUGACAUAGCAGAUAGGGAUAGACGUCUGGACAAUCUGAAGAAGCAAAUGGCAAGUCAUCUCAAAGAUAAUUCUUGGGAGAGGCAACAGCAACUCGAGGAGCUGAGUAAAGAACUUGGAAAGAUGUCAGAGGAAGCAAAUAUGUUGAAGAGCAAACUCAAAGCAAUGUCUGUAAAGAAUAAGGAGGGAUGUCCAAAUUGCCCAUCAUUAAAAGUGCAGUUAGCUUCAAAAGAGAAGCUUGUUCUAGAGAAAGAUGCACAGAUCAAACAGCUCAUGGAACUCUGUAAGAAGUUUGAAAGCCAGUUAUCACAACAGAGCAUCUUGAAAGAAUGUUAUGUUUUGGUACAUGGAGAGAGAAGUCCAAAUAAUGAUGUGAUCAUGAAGCAGUUUGCUAAGGAUAAAGGCUUCAAGACAUCUUUCCAGCCAAAGAAGUGAGAUUCGACAUGUUUUGUGGUAAACUGCAAUCACUUGGGCAUUAUUAUAUCAAUGCUGAAUGCAAGCCCAUUCAGCAUCAAACCGUCCACAAGGGAGAAAAAGAAGAGAGAGACACUGAGGCGGACAGUGAGCGAUUUAAAGUGUGGUGCUAGCAACACCAAUACAGACACCAGAUCAGACAAAGCACAAACUUGAAAUGGGGUGGUUUUUAGAGUGACCUUUUGGAAUAUGACAAAGAGUAAUGAUAUUAGUUUUUAGAGGACAAUUCCACCCCAACAAUAAGAAUAAUUUGAAUAAAAAGAGAAAAAUCCAACUAGCAUAACACUGAAAAUUUCAUCAAAAUUGAA